GGUUUAUUAUUAUGGAGUCAUGCAACUUGAUUCCUUUUCUGAUCCUGAUAAGACAUGAACAGGUUUGAGUAGAAUCGCAGGCAUUUAUUUCGUCUGUAUCUAAGGUGGAAUUUUUUUUAAAUGUGAACUACACAUUUUAAAGGGUAUAACCUUACCUCUGUUUUUUUUAUCAUUUCUUUUUUAUUAUUAUUAUUAUUAUUCAGAUCAUUGUUUAUUAAUUUGCUGAGCUGUGCAAUGUUUUCCACGUCUCCAUGGAUCAGCUUCAUUUAAUAUUAACACAUUCGGCGUCAAUUUGACACCCUGACACUGUUAUUUAUUUGAACAUCAGGGCAGGACCUUUAACGCGACAGCACUGGCGAUUAAUAGGAACGCGUGUUAUAUUUCGAUACGGCGCAAACAGGCGGAUCAUGGAGGGUAGAUUUUAAGGAUGGAGACACUGAGGCGUGUGGAGGAGAACGGAGCGGAGCGGCGGGUGCGCUUCCGGGUGGCGUCGGCGCGCAGCGGCAGGGUGCUGCGGGAAGUGUUCAGGGAAGACGAGGAAGGGACAGAAGACUCGGCGGAUUCAGACACCGCCGCCGGUUCGGAGGCUGAGCGCGACGUCUCUCCUGCUAUCAGUGAGGCGAACGGGCAUCUGAUCGGCCUGGCGGUGGAGCAGCAGGGGGACAGCGGCAGCGAUCCGGACGACCUGCUGGUGUACGCGAGCACAGCGCACGAGCAGCGCUUCAGUCGAAAGCGCGUGAACAUCUUCAGCAAGAACGGUACGGUCCGUGGCGUGAGGGACAAAGUGAGCGCUGGCCAAGUGCUCUUCAAUAAUCUCUCUAAACUCUACGGGGAUUAUUUCAGAUCUACACCACUCCUUACAAUCCAAUCGAAAAUUCAUUCAGAUUGAGGCCAAAGAGACCAUGUCUGCAAAGAAGCUGCCUGCAGGAGUUUAAAGAAGUGCAGAGCAGAACACAGCAGCACAUCUGUACAGGGGGUUGCAUGAGGAGCCUCAGUAAUCUGUUCUGAACAUUGACCAGGGAGAGACUGCUUUAAUCACUUUCCAUUAACACUCGUUUUAGGAAACUUUAUUUAGGAACUGACAUUUCCAGGUGCAGUUCUGUACUCCUUGAAAAAAAAAAAAAAAGGAAUUUACAGAAGAGUCCACUGGAUGUUUUUAUAGGAAAUUACACAAAGGAAAUUCUGAGGUCUGGGAUAAUAUAGUCAGAAUUUUUGGUUCUAGUAAAGACUCUGGACUAACAGCGUCUUGUUUGUGCUUCUAUUGGAACACCCAGACAGCAAGGCAUUACGACCUGCUCUGAUGUACAGCAUGUGAUCACACAUGGCACAUUUAUUGUUUUGACUUCAACAGAAGGAUAAUUCUUUUGAGGUGAACCAAGUGCGUAUUUUCUUUUGCAUACAUACAGAAUUGGCAAGCUUGUGGGAUAAGCAAACAUACAAGGUGAACAUUAUCAAAUGUUCCUUGAAACUGGAAUUAAACUGCUGUAGGGGAUGUUUCAUCUCUAAAAUAAAUUGCUUCAGCUGAACAUUAAAUGGUUAAAGAGCCAUUACUUGUAUGAUGAUCAUUGAUUAUUGCAUUUGAUCCUGAAUUAUUAAUUUACUCAAUAUUAGUUUGAAUAAUAACAACAAUGUAAAUAUGCACUUUAUAUAAAUAUUAACUUUGUGGAUUUUUAUUAUUUAGCAACAGAGAUGAUGGGAAUGACACUGGUUCAGAGCCAGUCAGUUUUAGUUUUGUAUGUUAAUUCAUUCUAAAAUGAAUUGUAACUAUGAAUGUCAUGAUUUUUUUCACUUUCCAUUUUGUUUAAAUACAUUUUCUUCUGUAAUUAAAAAAAAAAUUGAAUCAGCAGAACAGUUUCUGACACUGUAGAUUC
Ictalurus punctatus (channel catfish) is the source of this 1871-nucleotide messenger RNA. It is a transcript of the gene grxcr1b, whose product is annotated as glutaredoxin and cysteine rich domain containing 1 b. Gene Ontology annotation, biological process: sensory perception of sound. Bases 428 to 889 code for a protein of 153 amino acids. NCBI's taxonomy places the organism in Eukaryota, Metazoa, Chordata, Actinopteri, Siluriformes, Ictaluridae. The record is from RefSeq and is a predicted model, not a curated record. The transcript has 3 exons.